UUCAAGCAGUUAUGGUUGCGAUAAGUAAAAAGCAAGAAAAAACGGGAACACUGCGGAAGAAAGGAAAGAAAAGUAAGGAGAAGAAAAUCCGAAAAGUGGAAAUUCCCGGAAAAGUAUCAACAAAGGAGAAGAAUGUAGUUCCAUCAACAAGUUCCAAUGCCAAUGACAACAUGCAAAUUUUGCUCAGCAUCGAUUAUAAUAACUCUCUGCGAACAUUGCGAUAUGGAAUCAGUGAAAAAUUCAAUUCGGAAAGGCAUCUAUUUUUAAAGAAAGAUCCAACAAAUCAGUGUUCGUUAAUUGUUGCCAAUAUACCUCCAUAUAUCACUCCAGUUACAUUGGGACGGAUUUUGGCUGAACUUGGUUCUGGUAGACCGGAUGAAAUAAUCGCACAACGUGGAACAGCAACCGGUGAUAAAAUUACGGAAGGUUUUUACACAGCAUCUGCACACUUUAAAACGGAAGAUGCUAUUGAGCAAGCAUUACAGAAUUGUGAAAAGAUUCCAUUUCUCUGUUUGAGCAAAAUCGAUGUUGAACUGACACAUAAUGGAGCAGCAAAGUCGUGUGAUGAAUAUCGCAAAUCCUUCAAGACGGUAGCACAAUUACAGGAAAGCGUAGAUUCGUACAUCGAAAAGCAUGAUACUGAGAUCCUGGAAGAAAAACGAAAGGCGAAAAGGAUGGCUAAUGUACCGGACAAGGAUGGAUGGAUAACUGUUACAAAAUCGCAUUAUAAGCCUGUACCGCGCGCUAUUGUUGUGAAGAACAAGGAGGAUUUGCUGAAAUUGUCAAAGAAGAAAAAGCGCGUGGAAGAAAGCAUUGCUUUCUAUUCAUUCCAAUUGAAACAGUCAAAAUUGAAACAUCUUGAAGAAUUGAGACGGAAAUUUGCCGAAGACAAGAAAAAGCUGGCAAUUGCAAAAGCGGCAAGAAAAUUUCGUCCAACAUGAAGUCCCCAGUAAUCAUAAUUUUACCAUUGUUUUUGUGCCAGUAAAACUUCAUUCUGUAUAACUCCCCACAGAAAUAAUCUGCAACAGUAAUUAAGAAGAUAUCAUAAUGCAGAAUGCCGAAUAAAUGAUGCCGUUAAAACUAUGCAUAACCCUUAUACAAAUGACUAUUCUCGAAGAUAAUAAAAGAAUUGGCG
Messenger RNA from Loa loa (African eye worm), 1135 nucleotides. RefSeq lists its product as hypothetical. Gene Ontology annotation, cellular component: UTP-C complex; CURI complex. NCBI's taxonomy places the organism in Eukaryota, Metazoa, Nematoda, Chromadorea, Rhabditida, Onchocercidae. The record is from RefSeq and is a predicted model, not a curated record. Bases 12 to 941 code for a protein of 309 amino acids. The transcript is spliced from 9 exons. Gene Ontology annotation, biological process: ribosomal small subunit assembly; rRNA processing.